CCGGGUUCCAGUGUUGCCAGCACCCGCCACAGGUGCCUCCCGCACCGCACCGGGUACCCUGCGCGGCCACGUCCUGCUCUCCGCCUCCUCGGCGCCGUCGCAGUGCGCAGAGCAGGGCUGUGUCGGCUGCCGGUGCACGGGUGGGGCGCGCUCACGGCUGGCGCAGUUUCGCUACGCGGUGCCCUCCCCGCAUCCCUCUCUUCUGGGCUCCCUCCAAUCGCCAACUACAGCCCGGGCCCCGCGAUGGGGAAUAUGCCAUCCGCUGUGAAGCAUUGCCUCAGCUACCAGCAGCUACUCCGGGAGCAUCUUUGGAUCGCGGAUUCAGUGGCAGGGGCUCUCGACCCCUCGCAGGAAUCAUCCCAGUUGUCUGGACUCCCUGAGUAUGUUAAAAUAGUAGAAGUGGGACCUAGGGAUGGAUUGCAGAAUGAAAAGGUUAUAGUUCCUACAGAUAUAAAAAUUGAAUUUAUCAAUCAACUCUCCCAAACUGGCUUACCUGUAAUCGAAGUAACCAGCUUUGUGUCCUCCAGAUGGGUACCACAGGUUGCUGCUGGUGCCACUGAGAUAUCAGUUUUUGGUGCUGCAUCUGAAUCCUUUAGCAAGAAGAAUAUUAACUGUUCUAUUGAAGAAAGUAUGGAGAAGUUUGAGGAGGUCGUUAAGUCUGCAAGGCACAUGAAUAUUCCAGCACGAGGGUAUGUGUCUUGUACCCUGGGCUGUCCAUAUGAAGGAAGCAUCACACCGCAAAAAGUGACAGAGGUAGCUAAGAGACUGUAUGGCAUGGGCUGUUAUGAGAUCUCUCUGGGAGAUACAACUGGAGUGGGAACUCCAGGAAGUAUGAAGAGAUUGUUGGAAAGUGUCAUGAAGGAAAUCCCCUCCAGUGCUCUGGCCGUUCACUGCCAUGACACCUACGGACAAGCCUUAGCCAAUAUCCUCACGGCCCUUCAGAUGGGGAUUAACGUGGUGGACUCUGCAGUAUCAGGAUUAGGUGGCUGCCCUUAUGCAAAAGGUGCUUCUGGAAAUGUAGCCACUGAGGAUUUGAUAUAUAUGCUUAACGGCCUGGGGCUCAAUACAGGCGUGAAUCUUUACAAAGUGAUGGAAGCUGGUAACUUUAUUUGCAAAGCUGUGAAUAAAACCACAAACUCUAAAGUAGCACAAGCCUCCUUCAAUGCUUGACUUGAAUGAAUUUGUGACUUAAGGAUGAGAAGAUUCAUUUCAGCUACAGAUAUUCAUCUGAAAAUCAUUACUGUCAAUUUGUUCUGAAAUGUGAAGUUAUAGACAAAAGUGGGGGAAAAAGAGAUACUUUUAAUACUACUGGAUACAUUUUGAAGUCAACAGAAAUACCAGCCAUCAGGUAAAUUGCAAACUGAAGCUAAAUAAUAAAAUUUGUAGACAUGCUUUUGAACAUGGAGAAAAGUCUACUCUUUUGCAGUUAUAGAAAUAACUUCUUAAUUUAGUAGACGUGAAAAUUGACUUCAGAUUUCCCUAAGUAUCAAAUGCUGUGUUAAUACUUAAUCAAGCUGGCUUAUGAGUUCCUGCAUAGUGUGCAAAGUGUGUGGCCUCGAUAUUAUGUAUAUGCCUCUGGAUCUCAACUUUCCAUUUGCCAAGUCAGUUAAAUUAUGGACCAAGAGCCAAAUCGCCAUCUGAACCUACAUAAUUUUUAGCAAUAGAACUUUUACAUUUCAAGUAUGGCUAACAUCUGUUAACUAUUUCAGUGACUUUAUCUUGUUCCAAAAGGCUGUGGUCAAUGGCAAGACGCCAUAUCCUGGAAACAUUACGACCUCCCAUGUUUGUUACAUGCUUCCAGUUUACCAUACUUUUCCUUUCAUCAGUUAUAGUAAAAACCAGCAUGGUGUUACUCAACUAUGGAGAAAUAGAAGGCACAACUUCCAUCUGGAUGUCUAAAUUGCAGUGAUGAGGAUAGAUUGAUACAUGUGCCAUAAUCCACGUUUCGUAAUUUUCAGAUCAUUUCCAAAUUGCUCAGUGAAAUGUCCUUGUGAACCUAAGAAUAUGAAUCCAAUUUUUAAUUCAUAGAAUAAACUUUUUUUCAUUCAUUCAGGGUGGUUUGAUUAAAUCACAUCUUUUUUUGUUGACUUUUUUAUGGUUAUUUUUAAAGUUGAACUGGCUUAAAUUUUAUCUUUUGUACUAGAAUUCGUGGCCAGAAAUAGCACAAAUUAAUAUAUCAAGUUGAGAAGAGGAACAAGAGAACUAUGUUAAAAAAAACAUGUCUGUAACCUAUGCAAAUCAUAUGGGUGCAGUGUUAUUACAUGCAGGUCUGAAACAUCAGUUCUAUUAUUUAUGUAGACUUCUCCAAUAAUACUGGGUGAUCUUAUCUUUGAAUAAAUUUGAAUAUAACUUGAAAUAUGAAUGUGAGCAUUGUGGACUUUCUAUUAAGUAUUCACCAAAACCAUUGAAAUGAAAAGGAAUUCAAUGAAGUAAGAAAAGUACUGAUCACCACUAAAUUAACUUUUAAAGACAGAUAAUAAUAUGAAUCAUGAGGUAAACAUAUUAUCAGUAAUUGACAAAAUCAAACUAUAUUCCCAUGGAAGAGACCAACUCAUCAGGUUGUAUGACGGCUGGGAGAGCAGGAGUUUGUCACCCAGAGUACUGAGCAACUCUUUGCAUUUGGGUUAGUGUUUGGGGUUGGAGGCAGUGUAGGGACACAAACAGAAUGGCAGCUCUUCAUGGAUGUCCCAAUUCUGUCUCCCCUGUACAUCUAUCUCCCUUCACAAAGAACAGGGCCCUGCACUCUGGGGCUGUAAUAGGACACUGCCCUGACUGUGCACAGCAGGAUAUACACCUCCCCAUCUUCUGAGGAGACUGAGUUUUCCUGUCUCUUACAGAUCUGUGACAGUUUCCAUUCUGAUAUAUUUGGAAAAGCAUCUGUUGGUGCAAAGUGCUUAUAGAAACAUCUAAGGGCAAAACUUUGCUAUUUUGAAAUAAAAACCACAGACUCUCUAAAAGACAGAGCAAGCAGUCAGAAACCCCAGGUGCAGCCUGGUGCACACUUACACGGCACACACAUCAGUCUACCUAUUGAUUCAUUUCUGAGAGUACUUUGAUUCUUCCUAAUCACACACACCACGAGAAAGUUUGUGUUUUAGCUAUCUGUCAUCCUUUCUCCACCCAAACAUCCUAAAUCCCUCUGCUAGCUUAAAGUA
This is a messenger RNA of Rhinolophus ferrumequinum (greater horseshoe bat), 3155 nucleotides long. RefSeq names its product 3-hydroxymethyl-3-methylglutaryl-CoA lyase like 1 (gene HMGCLL1). The record is from RefSeq and is a predicted model, not a curated record. Gene Ontology annotation, molecular function: hydroxymethylglutaryl-CoA lyase activity. Gene Ontology annotation, biological process: ketone body biosynthetic process; L-leucine catabolic process. NCBI's taxonomy places the organism in Eukaryota, Metazoa, Chordata, Mammalia, Chiroptera, Rhinolophidae. The coding region runs from base 244 to 1170 and encodes 308 amino acids. Gene Ontology annotation, cellular component: endoplasmic reticulum; cytosol. The transcript is spliced from 8 exons.